Molecule: messenger RNA, 2143 nt
Organism: Ananas comosus (pineapple)
Lineage: Eukaryota; Viridiplantae; Streptophyta; Magnoliopsida; Poales; Bromeliaceae
Product: probable E3 ubiquitin-protein ligase LOG2
Exons: 3
Coding region: 355-1542 (395 amino acids)
Biological process (GO): protein ubiquitination
Molecular function (GO): ubiquitin protein ligase activity
Source: RefSeq, a predicted model, not a curated record
UUACGCAACCUUCCAUUAUAACCGAAAAAGAAGAGGUUCCUCUCCCUCCUCCUCUCUCUCUCUCUCUCUCUCUCUCUCUCUCUCUCUCUCUUCCUUUCUCUCGACAUUAGGGUUUCUGCUUCUCCGUGUUCAUUCGCGUAGGAGACACUAGGGUUACUCUUUCUUUUCUCGGAUCAAUGAGACGCGAAACCUAUAAACACGACAAAUUUUCGUGUAAAAUUGGCCUUGUAGAUCCGAAGAUCGUCCAAUUUUUAGGCUUUUCCGAUCGAUUCGUGAAAAUCCUUUUCCGCUGAAGGCGUCGAUCGUGCGAGAAUUCGUGAUCGAAUCGAACCCUGGUGAGGAGAGGGGAAGGAGAUGGGGAACACGGGGAGCACGGGCGGCGGCGGCGGCGGGAACGGUCGCCGUAGGAAUUCGAGCCACCACCACCACAACCACCAUCAGGCGCCGCCGCCGUUCGGCCCCGCGCCCCCGCCGCCGCCCGCGCAGCAGCCGCCGCAGGAGGUCGCGCCCAACCGCUACGUGUUCGCCGCGGCCACGCCGUACCCGCCCCAAUACCCUAAUCCUAACCCGCCUCAGUACUACCAAUACGCCGGAUACUACCCUCCGCCGCCCCCGGUCAUGCCAGUGCCCCUGCCGGCGCCCUAUGAUCACCACCACCACCGCGGCGGCGGCGGCGGAGGCGGCGGGCCAAAUGUGGAGUACCCGGCCCACCACCCGGGAUGGGCCGGGCCAGGGAGGUACCCAUGCGGCCCACCGCCGCCCAUGCCGGCUCCUUAUGUGGAGCAUCAGAAGGCGGUAACGAUAAGGAACGACGUGAAUCUGAAGAAGGAGACUCUGAGGGUUGAACCUGAUGAGCAGAAUCCGGGACGGUUUCUUGUUUCUUUCACUUUCGAUGCCACAGUAUCUGGGAGUAUCACUCUUUUCUUCUUUGCAAAGGAAGGAUUUGACUGCAAUUUCACUGCAAUGAAAGACAAUUUGCUUCAACCGGUCACAGUGUCCUUCAAGGAAGGCCUUGGCCAAAAAUUCAGGCAACCAUCUGGAACUGGAAUUGAUUUCUCUUUAUUUGAAGAUUCAGACUUAAUGAAAGAGGGAGAAAUGGACGUGUACCCACUUGCAGUAAAAGCAGAAGCUUCUUCAUAUAACACUCAAGGUUCAGAUGGUGAAAACCAGAAGAUUGGAUCUCCCAACUCGCAGAUCACCCAGGCCGUGUUUGAAAAAAAAGACAAUGGUGAUUAUCAAGUAAGAGUGGUUAAGCAGAUUCUUUGGGUGAAUGGAACUAGGUAUGAGUUGCAGGAGAUAUACGGAAUAGGGAAUUCUGUCGAUGGUGACAAUGAUGGAAAUGAUCCUGGGAAAGAAUGUGUGAUUUGUCUUUCUGAACCGAGAGAUACUACCGUACUCCCAUGCAGACAUAUGUGUAUGUGCAGUGAAUGCGCCAAGGUCUUGAGGUUCCAAACCAACCGAUGCCCGAUAUGCCGCCAGCCAGUGGAGCGACUCUUGGAGAUUAAGGUCAACAACAAAGCCGAGGAGAGUCAAGAGGUUUAGCAUGGGCUUCUCGACUAAAUAUAGUAUAUGUGCCUCUCAAAAUUAUAUUAUUUUCGAGGCAGGCCUUAAUAAAAGGGACAGGUGGUGAAAUGUGGCUUACUAUCUUGUUUGUAAUUCAUAUAUAUAUAUAUAUAUAUAUAUAAGCAUUUGGUAUAAUGGUGUUUGCUGCUUUCGGGCAAGUAGAACAUUGCUGAUGAGUGCUUUCCUGCAAUCUUCAUAUGUAUUCUGCGUAUUAGAUACAUGGGAGAUGUUUGCUUUCAUCGUGCCCUAAAAAAAAAAAAGCAUGCUCUCUAUGUUUUAAGUUUCUGAUAAGUGCACGUAUUGUGAAUGUACUGGAACUUUGAGGCCUGUUUGGCAUUGAGGACUAGAUUGUACAGGAUGGUACUACUGCAGAGUAAUGCUCAGGGAGAAGGAUGGUUUAGUGAGCCUGAGUCUGUGGAGUUUGGGAGAGGUUGGGAUUAGCCCACUUUUGCCCAACACUUCCCCAUCGUGACACUCGACUCCAAGUGGCUAACCUUUUCUUUGGGGUUUGUGGGAUUGCUUAUUGUUAUUUAAGACAAUGCUUGUUGGUACUUGGAAAUAUAGUCAACUAUUCACUUCA